Messenger RNA from Balaenoptera musculus (blue whale), 2509 nucleotides. It is a transcript of the gene BHMT, whose product is annotated as betaine--homocysteine S-methyltransferase. The record is from RefSeq and is a predicted model, not a curated record. The transcript is spliced from 8 exons. Gene Ontology annotation, molecular function: zinc ion binding; betaine-homocysteine S-methyltransferase activity. Bases 94 to 1314 code for a protein of 406 amino acids. NCBI's taxonomy places the organism in Eukaryota, Metazoa, Chordata, Mammalia, Artiodactyla, Balaenopteridae.
AGCCGCCGUGCAGCUCCGGGCUUCGCAGGGGGAAACGCUCACCUCUCCGGUCCUCAUCCGUGUUAAGUACCGUCUGUCCGGGACGUCACGAAGAUGGCACCAGUUGGGGGCAAAAAGGCCAAAAAGGGUAUCCUAGAACGGUUAAACUCUGGAGAGGUCGUGAUUGGAGAUGGAGGUUUUGUCUUUGCACUGGAGAAGAGGGGCUAUGUGAAGGCAGGGCCCUGGACCCCAGAAGCUGCUGUGGAACACCCAGAAGCAGUUCGCCAGCUUCAUCGAGAAUUCCUCAGAGCUGGAUCGAAUGUCAUGCAGACCUUCACCUUCUACGCCAGUGAAGACAAGCUGGAGAACAGGGGAAACUAUGUUGCAGAGAAAAUAUCCGGGCAGAAAGUCAAUGAAGCUGCUUGUGAUAUUGCCCGGCAAGUGGCUGAUGAGGGAGACGCCUUGGUGGCAGGAGGCGUGAGCCAGACACCUUCGUACCUUAGCUGCAAGAGAGAAACUGAAGUCAAAAAAGUCUUCCAGCAACAGUUAGAGGUCUUCAUGAGGAAGAAUGUGGACUUUUUGAUCGCAGAGUAUUUUGAACACGUUGAAGAGGCUGUAUGGGCAGUUGAAGCCUUGAAAGCAUCUGGGAAACCGGUGGCAGCGACCAUGUGCAUCGGCCCAGAGGGAGAUUUGCACGGCGUGGCCCCUGGCGAGUGUGCAGUGCGUCUGGUUAAAGCAGGAGCUUCCAUCGUUGGCGUGAACUGCCAUUUUGAUCUCACAACUAGCUUACAAACAGUGAAGCUCAUGAAAGAAGGCUUGGAGGCCGUGGGACUGAAAGCCCACCUGAUGAGUCAGCCCUUGGCCUACCACACUCCUGACUGCGGCAAACAGGGAUUUAUCGACCUGCCAGAAUUCCCCUUUGGACUGGAGCCCAGAGUUGCAACGAGAUGGGAUAUUCAAAAAUACGCCAGAGAGGCCUACAACCUUGGGGUCAGGUACAUAGGUGGGUGCUGUGGAUUUGAGCCCUACCACAUCAGGGCGAUUGCAGAGGAGCUGGCCCCGGAACGGGGAUUUUUGCCACCAGCUUCAGAAAAACAUGGCAGCUGGGGAAGUGGUUUGGACAUGCACACCAAACCCUGGAUUAGAGCAAGGGCCAGGAAGGAAUACUGGGAGAAUCUUCGGAUAGCCUCAGGCAGGCCGUACAACCCUUCUAUGUCAAAGCCGGAUGCCUGGGGAGUGACCAAAGGAACAGCCGAGCUUAUGCAGCAGAAAGAAGCCACGACCGAGCAGCAGCUGAGAGAGCUCUUUGAAAAACAGAAGUUCAGAUCUGCAUAACAGCCUCAGCGGAACCCAUUUUCAGUGACUUCCUCUAUGUUUGGAAGUCUAUGUUUGGGCCACAAUUCCAAAAAUAAGGAAAAGAUGGUUAAAAGGCAAUGCUUAUAUGAACCCCAGCCUACAUGUAAAGAUUGAUAUUAGCUGAACAAAACAAUUACAAAUAGUACUUGACAAUUUAAAAAAGUAUAUAUUUAGAACUUGAAAGCAAAAUAAAUAAGAAGCAAAUAUUAAACAGGUUUACUAAGCACCCACCACGUACACGGUAUUAAGGAAAUCACUGUGGCCAAGGAAAAGUAAUUUGGACAUUAGUCCCACUUCAAGAAGUUUGCAGGCUAGUAAGGAGGAUGAGAUGUGAGCUGUCAUAAAUGGCUCAGCAACCAGACGGGGACAGACAAAGUGCUAUAGGAAAGUGACUUCCAAGCUCUUCUGAAGAUGACCCUUCAUAAGAAACACAAUUUAUAUUGAUAUAAUGACCCAGUAAAGUACAUGUACAACCACUGAAAUAAAAUGUGAUCCAUUCUGGUAUUUUUUAUUCCAUUCCUUUCUGUCCUAUUUCAUUAAUAAAAUACUAUGCUGGUUAAGACCCCUCAAAUUGAUUUUAUGACCCAUUAAUGAGUUUUGACCCACAGAUUGAAAAACACUGCUAUGGGACACCAGCUAUGGGGACUUUGCUAUUCCUUUAAGUUUCUUCUUAGAAAAUCAGUCCUAUGGGACCUGAUCAGUAAACAUUCAAAGCUCAGAGCUCCAGAGUUGUUCCCUGUCUUUUCUGACCCAUUUUUACCACUAAGAAGCAUUCAGACCACUGGGGAGGCCGAGAAGGGAUUGGUACCCAGGCUCUCUCCAUCUUUUUCUAGGCUGGAUCCACCUAAAUACCUCCCGUCAGUAAGACUGGGGAGCAAUGGUCUUGUGUUACUUUGGUAGCUUUAAAAAAUAUAUAUAAUAAAGAAAAAGAGAUUCUCCAAACUCUAUCCGGGGUUCCUAGAUUGAGAACUAUAUUUUUACCUGGUAGUAUCUACUCUGAAAGCUCAAGCCUGAGAAGUAAGCUCAAGUCUGAAGUAAGAGCAUUAGAAUAAACAUGGCUACUCAAUGUAUUAGGAAAGAGUUCAUGCUUCUUUCUAAACAUUCAUGGAUUGGUAUAGCUGUUUGGAAAUUCUAAUCUCUUCAGCUACUAAAAUAAAAGGAGCAAUGAGACUUA